Molecule: messenger RNA, 2220 nt
Organism: Adineta steineri
Lineage: Eukaryota; Metazoa; Rotifera; Eurotatoria; Adinetida; Adinetidae
Source: the annotation of a GenBank genome assembly
AUGCCUCAUAGACAAAUAACAAGUAGAGAUGUGGCAUCAAUUCCACAGCCUGGAUUUAAUCUAGCUGAAUCAAUAAAUUUUAGCCCUGAUGAUAAUUUAUUAACUUAUCUUCGUUCACCAAAUCAUUCAUUAAUGAGACAACUCUAUGCAUAUGAUCUUCGAACAGACAGAGAAUUUCUAUAUGCUAAACAACAAAUCGAAGAUCAAACUAUGGAUGAUCAAUUUUCAAUAGAAGAACAACUUCAACGUGAACGUCAAUGUGAAUUAAUGACUGGUAUAACCCGUUAUCAAUUGACGAAAAAUAAAACGCAAUCAAUUAUGUUAAUACCUAUUGGUACUGAUCUUUAUAUUCAUGAUAAAAAAGAACUUCGUCUUUUGGUCAAUGGAUCUCAUCGAUCACCUAUACUUGACCCUAAAUUAUCACCUGAUGGAACAUUUGUUGCUUAUGUUCAAGAUAAUGAACUUUAUUGUGUAUCUACAGCGUCAUCGAAUCCACCAACACAACCACGUCGAUUGACAUUUGAUGCUCGCCAUUAUCCGAAUAAAUCAAAUGGUCUUGCAGAAUUUAUUGCUCAAGAAGAAAUGGAUCGUAAUGAUGGUUUUUGGUGGUCAGAUGAUUCACGUUUUAUUGCAUUUACUCAAGUUGAUGAAUCAAAUGUACCUAUUUUUCGUAUUUCACAUUCUGGUUCGGAUGAUCCUGAUCAUGUUGAAGAACAUCGAUAUCCAUUUACCGGUAAAGCUAAUGUUCAAGUAACUGUUGGUGUUAUUGAUCUGAACAGUGAAGAUAAUAAGAAACAACCUAAUAUACAUUGGGUUGAUUUAAGUUCAUUUAAUGAUUAUUAUAUCGCACGCGUUCAUUUCUUUCCUGAUCAUACACUUGCAUUACAAAUCGAAAAUCGUCAACAAACUCGUUUACAAUUAUAUCAAUAUGAUUUUCUCAAGACAGAUAAAUUAAAAUUAUUGAUUGAAGAUACUAGUCAAUCAUGGAUAAAUUUACAUGAUUUAUUUUAUACAUUAAAAAAAACACCCACACAAUUUAUAUGGGCAAGUGAACAAACUGGCUAUAUGCAUUUACAAUUACAUGAUUAUAAUACAGGAAAAUUAAUAAAAACAUUAACAAGUGGAAAUUGGGUUGUACAACGUAUUGUUGAUAUUGAUGAAACAAAUUCAAUAAUUUAUUUUUUAGCUAAUCGUGAAACACCACUUGAAAUUCAUCUUUAUAGUGUUAAUUAUAAUGAUGAAAUACCAAUAGUAGAUCGUAUAACACAAGAAUCUGGUUGUCAUGUUGUUCAUUGUUUUAAUCAAACAUAUCAAUAUUGUAUUACACAAUGGAAUUCAAUUGAUCAAUAUCCAUUAUUAAGAAUGAUAGAUGUUAGAACAAAGGAAGUUAUUAAAAAUUUUAUUCAUUUACAACAAGGACAAUUAUAUACACUUGAACAAUUUCAGUUUGUUAAACCAAAAUUAUUUUCUAUAUUAAAUAGAAAUAAUGAUACACUUUAUUGUGCACUUUAUAAACCAAAUGAUGAACAAGAAAGAUAUAAAACGCCAUUUCCAACAAUUGUAUCUGUUUAUGGUGGACCAUGUCUUCAACGUGUUGUUAAUUCUUGGUCACUUCGAAGUGAUAUGCGUUGUCAACGUUUAGUGCAAUCCGGUUAUGUUGUAUUACGUUUAGAUAAUCGUGGUACACCUAAUCGUGGUGUCGCAUUUGAAAGUGCAAUAAAACAUGAUAUGGGACAUUUAGAAUUAGAUGAUCAAAUUGAUGGUGUACGUUAUCUUGUCAAACAAGGUAUUACAGAUGAAACACGUGUUGGUAUAUAUGGUUGGUCGUAUGGUGGUUAUAUGUCUGCAAUGGCAUUAGUUCGUGCAAGUAAUAUAUUUAAAUUAGGUAUUGCCGGUGCACCAGUUACACAUUGGGAUGGAUAUGAUACUCAUUAUACAGAAAGAUAUAUGGGUACACCCGAAGAAAAUCCACAUGGUUACGAAAUUUCAAGUAUUAUGUAUCACAUAAAUAAUUUAAAAGGACAUUUGAUGAUUAUUCAUGGUUUAAUUGAUGAAAAUGUACAUUUUCGUCAUACAGCUCGUCUUGUAAAUGCACUUAUAAAGGCAAAUAAAUCGUAUGAAUUAUUACUACUGCCUGAUGAAAGACAUAUGCCAAGAAAAUUUGAAGAACGUAUCUAUAUGGAAGACCGUAUAUUUGAAUAUAUUCGAAAAUAUUUAUAA